AUGGGGAAACAUGAUACCGAUGAAAAUACGGAAUUCCUCCCCAUGACUCGUCCAAGGUCCUCGUCCCACGCCUCUCAAACUUCCUCCGAUUCGGGCUUGUCCGUCGACUCAGCGUACCUAGCGGAGCAUAAGCCCCUUCCAACAACGAACGAUUCCUUUGGUGCCACGGAGGAGGCGAGUUAUCGUGAUUUGGAAGAUGGAGAGCCGGCGGUAGAUGAGCCAUUUCUCCCCACAUCCAAGAAGCCAUGCUCUGGGAAUCGUGCACGCCGGAUAUUCUGGAUCCUUAUAAUCCUGUGUCUUGGAGGCUGGGUGCUGGCAUUUGUGCUCUUCCUGGUCCAGGGACGGUCAAACUAUCAGACAGCUUCCAAUGCCCUGCAGUUGGACAAACCAGGUUCUGGCUCGGGCAGCACCAGCGCUGGAAAACCCGUGACGCUAGAACAAAUCAUCACAGGCAAAUGGUCCGCGACCGCGCAUGCUAUUUCCUGGAUUGCUGGGCCAGAUGGCCAGGACGGGCUGUUGGUGGAACAAGGCGAAUCUGGGGGGAAGGGCUUUUUGCGGGUCGAGGAUAUUCGCAGCCGCGAAGAUGAAGCCAACACUCUGAAAGGCAAGGUUCUGAUGGAAAAGCCCGUCGUACGAGUGGAUGGACGGGCCGUUGUUCCCUCCAGGACGUGGCCCAGCCCUGACCUGAAUAAGGUACUACUCAUGUCCGAACAUGAGAAGAACUGGAGGCAUUCGUACACAGGGAAAUAUUGGAUCUUGGACGUGGACACGCAGACGGCACAACCUUUGGACCCUAAAGUGCCUGAUGGACGCGUUAAACUCGCCAGCUGGUCUCCCACAUCAGAUGCGGUAGUGUUUGUGCGGAACAAUAACAUGUACUUACGCAAGCUAUCGUCGGAGACUGUCAUCCCGAUUACGAAAGAUGGUGGCAAGGACCUAUUUUACGGCGUCCCAGACUGGGUAUACGAAGAGGAGGUGAUUUCAGGAAACAGUGCAACAUGGUGGUCCAAUGAUGGGAAAUACAUCGCUUUUCUUCGCACCAAUGAGUCAACUGUUCCCGAAUACCCGGUUCAAUAUUUCUUAUCGAGACCAUCGGGAAAGAAGCCUCUCCCCGGGCUCGAGGAAUAUCCCGAAGUCCGGCAGAUCAAGUAUCCCAAAGCCGGAGCUCCUAAUCCCGUGGUCAAUCUGCAGUUAUACGACGUUGAGAAAAACGAAGUGUUCCCCGUGGAGUUGGCCGACGAUUUCGACGACGACGACCGGAUCAUCUUUGAUGUGCUGUGGGCAACCGAGGCCAAGGUCCUCAUCCAAGUCUCAAACCGCGAAAGCGAUUACCUAAAGAUAUUCCUGGUCGAUACCAAGACCAGGACCGGAAAGCUUGUCCGACAACAAGACGUUGCUGCCCUUGAUGGCGGUUGGAUUGAACCAGCGCAGGCCAUGAGAUUUAUCCCAGCCGAUCCCGAGAACGGGCGACCAGAGGAUGGUUAUGUCGAUACCGUAAUCCAUGAUGGAUAUGUACAUCUCGCCUACUUUACACCGCUUGACAAUCCGGAUCCUAUCAUGCUUACCACGGGUGACUGGGAGGUAGUGGAUUCACCGUCUGCAGUGGAUCUGCGCCGAGGCCUUGUCUACUUUGUUGCCACGAAGGAAGCACCCACCGAGCGCCAUGUAUAUCGAGUGCAGCUGGACGGGAAGAACCUUCAGCCCAUUACCGAAGUUUCAGAAAUUGGUUACUACGAAGCGUCAUUUUCCCAGGGGGCCGGAUAUGCGUUGCUUAGCUACAAAGGACCAUCGGUGCCAUCACAGGCGAUCAUCAACACUCAAGGGGACCAGGUUGUCUAUGAGAAGACCAUCGAGCAGAAUCCGGAACUCCACCGUAUGGUGUCAACAUAUUCUCUGCCCACUGAGGUGUAUCAAAACGUGACGAUCGAUGGCUUCACUCUCCAGGUAGUCGAACGCCGUCCUCCGCACUUCAAUCCGGCCAAGAAAUACCCUGUACUCUUCCAUCUGUACGGAGGACCCGGGUCCCAGACGGUGAACCGGAAAUUUACCGUUGACUUCCAAUCCUACGUCGCGUCCAGUCUAGGCUAUAUCGUCGUCACCGUGGAUGGUCGAGGCACGGGAUACAUCGGACGAAAAGCGCGAUGUAUCAUUCGAGGGAAUGUCGGACAUUACGAAGCACGCGACCAGAUUCAGACGGCCAAGAUGUGGGCCGAGAAGCCAUACGUUGACGAGACCCGCAUGGCAAUCUGGGGGUGGAGUUACGGGGGCUUCAUGACGCUGAAGACUCUCGAACAAGACGCAGGAGAGACCUUCCAAUACGGCAUGGCUGUUGCUCCUGUUACGGACUGGCGAUUCUACGACUCCAUCUACACCGAACGGUACAUGCACACGCCGGAAAACAACCCAUCCGGCUACGACAAUUCGUCGAUCAGCGACAUGUCGGCCCUGGAGCAAUCCGUGCGUUUCCUCGUUAUCCACGGCGCCUCCGACGACAAUGUUCAUCUCCAGAACACUCUUGUGUUGAUUGACAAGCUGGACUUGUCUAAUGUACAGAACUACGAUCUCCAUUUUUAUCCUGAUUCCGAUCACAGCAUCACUUUCCACAACGCUUAUUCCAUGGUCUAUGGCCGCCUGUCAAACUGGCUCGUCAAUGCAUUCAAUGGUGAAUGGCAUCGCAUUGCAACCCCGGUUCCUGAUGGAUCCAUCUGGGAGCGGUUUAGACGGUCCUUGCCGUUAUUUGUGCAUUAG
Aspergillus tanneri is the source of this 2748-nucleotide messenger RNA. RefSeq names its product dipeptidyl aminopeptidase dapB (gene dapB). Gene Ontology annotation, molecular function: serine-type peptidase activity; dipeptidyl-peptidase activity. Gene Ontology annotation, biological process: proteolysis. Lineage: Eukaryota; Fungi; Ascomycota; Eurotiomycetes; Eurotiales; Aspergillaceae. The transcript is spliced from 3 exons. The record is from RefSeq and is a predicted model, not a curated record. Bases 1 to 2748 code for a protein of 915 amino acids.